CGUACAGGACCGUAUACCUAAUAACACGAUAAUAACAUUUUUACGUGAAUGGUUUGAAACCAGCCGCGCAAAGUUAGUCUCUUUUCUUUGUGGGCGUCGUCAUUUCGUUCGUAAACCGCGGCUGUCUUGCUUGUUUUUGAACAGUCAAAAUGAGCGAUGAGGACGACUUUCUGCAGAAAGCAAGAACGGCAUUUGAAGAUCUCUGCCGAGCCCUGAAUAUGGACGAGGACGCGAGCAGCGAGGCAUGGAAGAGCUACGAAAACAUAAGCCGAAAUUUCACACUGGAGGGUAGUGAGCUGCACUGGCUGGCAUGUGCUCUCUAUGUGGCCUGUAGGUCUUCAGUGCCAACUGUUGGCAAGGGCACAGCGGAGGGGAACUACGUGUCAUUGACCAGAAUCCUACGCUGCUCAGAGCAGAGCCUGAUUGAGUUUUUCAGUAAGAUGAAAAAGUGGCAGGACAUGGCCAACCUGCCCCAGGACUUCCGCCAAAGCACUGAGAAGCUGGAGAGGAAUUUCACCGUGUCGGCCGUCAUCUUCAAGAAGUACGUGCCCAUCUUCAAAGCCAUCUUCAAGGCCCCCUCAGAGGAGCCACCCCGGGUUCACCGCAGCCGCAAACAGAGAAGACAUCCAUGCACUGUGUCUGAGGUCUUCAACUUCUGCUGGAUUCUCUUCGUCCAUGCUAAAGGUAACUUCCCUAUGAUCAGCGAUGACCUGGUCAACUCAUACCAUCUGCUGCUCUGUGCCCUUGACCUAGUCUUCACCAAUGCUCUCUUGUGCAACGCCAGGAAGGACCUGCUGAACCCAACCUUCAAAGGCCUGCCAGAAGACUUCAGUAGUAAGGACUUCAAGCUGGCCCCAGGCCCCUACUGCUUCAUUGAGCAGCUGUGUGAACUCCAUGACGGUCUGGUCCUGGAGGCAAAGGGAGUCAAGGAGCACUUUUGGAAGCCUUUUAUCAAGCGACUCUUCCAUAAGAGGAUUUUCAAAGGAAAAGAGGACAGUCUGACUGGCUUCCUGGAUCCUAUGAACUUUGGAGACAGUUUUGCCUCUCUGAGCCGUGCGUAUGAGGAGCACAUCCUGGCGACUGGCAGCCUGGAUGAGAGGAUCUUCACUGGGGAGGGGGCCAACGAGGACAUCGGUACCCUAGGGCCCUGCCUGUGUGAGGGGUCAGAGAACCAGGACACGUCAGCCUACAGGCUGCACAGUAACCUCACUGCCUCGGCCCUGAAGGUGUCCACUCCUCUGACGGGCAGGAAGUAUGUGCAGGACAACAGCCUGGCAUCUCCGGUCUCCACCGCCAUGCAGAGUGUCGGGCGCCUCCACAGUCUGCUGAUGGGGGUCAAACACGGACCCAGCACCAGUCUCGCUGAAAUACUCAGUGCAUGUGCCAGAGACCCCAGCGAGGCCAUCUCCUGUAGACUCACAGAAAUGUUCCACCAGUUCAGUCAGCACUACGAGGACCACGGAGAGGAGAACAGGGGGAUAGGAAGAGACAUGGUGGCGAAGUAUUUUCGCCUGGCGGAGGCGCUGUACUACAAGAUUCUUGAGGCCAUUAUUGAACGAGAGAAGAAGAUACUGGGCAAUUCCGACCUUUCAGGUAUUCUAGAGCAGGACAUGUUUCACCGGUCCCUGCUGGUGUGUUGUCUGGAGAUCGUCAUCUUCUCCUACCGGCCUCCAGGAGACUUCCCCACUGUGAUCCAGAUCUUCCAGCUCCCCGCCUACCACUUCUACAAGGUGAUUGAGGUCCUGGUACGGGCAGAGCAGGGUCUGUUCCGGGAGGUAGUGAAACACCUGAACCAGGUGGAGGAGCAGGUGCUGGAGAGCCUGGCCUGGACCAGCAACUCCCCUCUCUGGGAAAGUCUCUGUGGGACCAAGGACCAUGUCCCCACCUGCCAGGAGGUGAUGCCUCCCCAGUAUCUGGAGGAGAAUGAUGGUACAGGCAGCGCCCCCAACACACCCGUCAGCCACGGGCCUGACCUCAUCACCAACAGUGCAGACAAAGGCGUGUCCCCCUCUCCCACUACCCUUUUGGAUCGCUACAGUUCUCCGCCUACUGGUCCAGCUCGGCGGCGCCUCUUCGUCGACCCAGUGGACAACACCAGCAGCCCUGACCAUUGUGUCACCCCCACCAGCAACUCUGUCAGCCCUAUAGUCCCCACCCUGGCCCGGAGUGGCCAGGCCAACUUGGUCGCCUCCAUCCCAGCCGGACAGACGGUGGUCACCAUGGCAACUGCCACUGUUACCGCCAACAAUGGCCAGACGGUCACCAUACCUGUGCAAGGAAUAGCCAAUGAAAGUGGAGGUAUCACUUUUAUCCCAGUCCAAGUGAGCGUGACCGGACAAGGCGGAGCCACGCUGCAGCCCAUCUCAGCUCAGACUCUGACUGGCACCCUCACAGCCCAGUCAGCCAUCACCAAGCCAGUCAGCAAGCAGCUUAAUAGUCCACUGAGAAAAGGCUCCCUCUCUCUGUUCUUCAGAAAGGUGUACCACGUGGCCAGCGUGCGUCUGAGGGACCUGUGUGCCAAGCUGGACAUCUCGUCGGAGCUGCGGAGGAAGAUCUGGACGUGUUUCGAGUACUCCCUGGUUCACUGCACCGACCUGAUGAGGGACCGUCACCUCGACCAGCUGCUCAUGUGCGCCGUCUACGUCAUGACCAAGGUGACCAAAGAGGACAAGUCCUUCCAGAACAUUAUGAAAUGUUACCGUACCCAGCCUCAGGCCAGCAGCACUGUUUACAGGAGUGUACUUAUCUCCACAAGAAGAAGGCAUCAGUCAGGCGGCAGUGAGGCCAACAGACAGAGCUCUCCCACCACCACCAGCCAAGAGCAGGCGGGUGGAGACCACAGCCCUGUGGCCAUGCGCUCCAGCAGCACCCUGCCGGCCCCUCAGCCCAGCAGCACACCCUCCACGCCUACCAAAACCCCUUCCUCCUCCUUACCCGGCGACAGCGAGCAGGAGCGGGGAGACCUCAUCCAUUUCUACAACCAGGUCUACAUUAAGCAGAUGCGGCCGUUCGCUCUGCGCUACUCACCGAGUUCGCCCUCCGCUGGCAUGGAGUCUCCUCCUUUGUGUCCGUACCCCAGCCUAAGGAGGGGCUCUCCCCGCCGGGUCCUGUUGUCCAGUAAACACUCCAUCUACAUCUCCCCGCACAAGACUGGGAGCCCAACCACCACCUCUCAGCACCACAAAAUCUUCUACUACAUCUGCAGCAGCCCGCCUGAUCGUCUCCAGGAGAUCAACAGCAUGAUCCGCACCGGGGAGACGCCCACCAAGAAGCGCAGCAUGCCCCUUGAGGAGGAGGAGCUCUCGCCCAAGAGGGUGUGUCCAGACAACCACUCCGCCCUGCUGCGAAGGCUGCAGGAUGUGGCCAACGACCGUAGCUCCUCCCAUUAA
This is a messenger RNA of Lampris incognitus (smalleye Pacific opah), 3389 nucleotides long. It is a transcript of the gene rbl2, whose product is annotated as retinoblastoma-like 2 (p130). Gene Ontology annotation, biological process: negative regulation of G1/S transition of mitotic cell cycle; regulation of transcription by RNA polymerase II; cell differentiation. Gene Ontology annotation, cellular component: transcription regulator complex; nucleus; chromatin. The record is from RefSeq and is a predicted model, not a curated record. Gene Ontology annotation, molecular function: RNA polymerase II transcription regulatory region sequence-specific DNA binding. The transcript has 22 exons. The coding region runs from base 150 to 3389 and encodes 1079 amino acids. Lineage: Eukaryota; Metazoa; Chordata; Actinopteri; Lampriformes; Lampridae.